Monopterus albus (swamp eel) is the source of this 3974-nucleotide messenger RNA. It is a transcript of the gene arhgap18, whose product is annotated as Rho GTPase activating protein 18. Gene Ontology annotation, molecular function: GTPase activator activity. The record is from RefSeq and is a predicted model, not a curated record. Bases 233 to 2368 code for a protein of 711 amino acids. The transcript is spliced from 18 exons. Gene Ontology annotation, cellular component: cytoplasm. Gene Ontology annotation, biological process: regulation of small GTPase mediated signal transduction; signal transduction; regulation of actin filament polymerization. Lineage: Eukaryota; Metazoa; Chordata; Actinopteri; Synbranchiformes; Synbranchidae.
CCCGGUGCCGUGUUGUUUCUGUGAUCCGGCCCCGGCCCGACCUGUCACGCAAAUUGCAGAGAAAGACGAGAGGGAGCCGGAGAGAGAAGGAGGGGAGUCUGAUGUCAGAAUGAGUCGGCAACGUAGGAGCGAAGCGAUGGAAAGCACAGAUGUAUGUUGACCUCUGCAGGUGGGUGGACAGAUCCCCUGUGAGUUAGUGUUUGGAUGAAGGAAGAAGAAACGGCGGAGAAACAUGAGUUGGCAGCAGCAGCAGCAGGAGUCCCAGGGAGUGGUUUUAACGGGUUACCACAGCAACGCGGAACCGCUGCCGAAAAGUGGACUGUACGCUCCCAGCUGCGCGUCAGUCCCGGACAACCAGGCCACCUUACCCAGCCACAGAACAGGCAACGACACCGUUCAACAGAGUGAAAACACACAACAUGGAGACAGAUAUGGGCCUGCCACUUUCACCAGUAGUACUAAAAUCAGCACCGACCUGUCGCCACUCCACCAUCCAAGCUCCGCUGCUUGCCCCAGGUCUCAGCUCUCUUCCAGCCCUAAGCCUGGCUCCAGCCCUAGGCACAGUCCAAAUUCCAGACCCAAACCCCGACCCAGGUGUCAGCGCUACAACUCUCAGGACUCUCUGGAUGAGAUGCAGAUGGACGACUAUUGGAAGGAGGUGGAGAAUAUCACGCGCUCUGGAGGAGGAGCAGGAAGGGGAGAAGGUGGAGGAGAAGGGGAAGUUCAAGAGGAUGAGCAGCAAAAAAUUCCUGAAGAAGGAGAGCAGGAGGAGGCAUGGCUUGCAGAGGCAGGGCUGGCACGGCUGUUUGAUGAUUCACUGUCAGCUGACCAGGAGCAGGUGGAAGAAGACAGUGCGGUGUUCCUGUCCACGCUGACUAGAACUCAGGCGGCGGCUGUGCAGCGUCGUUUGACAUCACUACAACAGACGCUACGGCGACGCAACCGGCAACACGUUCCUGAUGUUAGGGAUAUAUUCAGGCCUCCUGAAAAGAAUGAGGAGCCGAGUAAACCCCCUAGCAAAGGAGGAAGUGAAAACGGACAAAAAGAUGUCACUUCAGCCGCAGAAAUAGACACAGAAAUGAAUGUUGAAAUAGCGUUUUCGGAGCAGGCGCUCACUUACAGGGACAACCAUCAAAGCUUCUCCACAAGCUCCGGCUCACCCGAUGACAAACUACCAAACUUCAAGUUGCUCCGAGAUAAAACAGGUCAGACCAGAAUAGGAGAUCUGUCUCCUCUGGAUAUGAAAAAGGUGCAUAGACUGGUGCUUGUGGAGAUGACUGCUCUGUUUGACACUGCUGGGAUUGACCUGAAGGCGCACAAACCUAUCAGAGUUAAGACUAAAGAAAGCGGUCUGUUCGGCGUUCCCCUUGCCACUUUAUUGGACCAGGACCAGAAGCGGGCUUCUGGGACCAAAGUGCCUUUCAUACUGCAAAGGCUUAUCAGUCAUAUUGAAGAGGAAGGGUUAGACACGGAGGGGCUGCUACGGAUCCCUGGAGUGGCCGCUAGAGUCAAGUUACUGUCCCAGGAGCUUGAGUCCUCUUUCUAUGACGGGACGUUUCCAUGGCAACACUUAAAACAGCACGAUGCUGCUAGCCUUCUGAAGCAGUUCAUCAGGGAGUUACCCCAUCCAUUACUGACCGUGGAGUACCUCAGUGCAUUUAUUGCUGUCAAUAAGCUCCCCACAAAGAAACAACAGCUGCAGGCUUUGCACCUGCUGGUCCUUUUAUUACCUGAGGCCAACCGGGAUACUUUGAAGGCAUUGGUAGAGUUUUUCCAGCGUGUGAUUGACCAUCAGGUGAAAAAUAAAAUGACUCUCAACAAUGUCUGUGUUGUCAUGGCACCCAACAUCUUCAUGUUCAAAGGCUUCCGGUCCAAGGUUACAGAACAGCAGGAGUUUUCCAUGGCAACCAGCACAACCAACAUCGUUCGGCUGCUAAUUAGAUACCAGAAUCUCCUAUGGACAAUCCCCAAGUUCAUUGUGACCCAGGUCAGGCAGCAAAACAUGGAAAGUCAGCGUAAACAAAAUAAAGAGCGAGCUGUAAGAAAGCUACUGAAGAAGAUCACCAUCGACAAACCCCCUGAUAAAGCUAUCUUUGAGGAGAAUUCAAAGGGAUUUAUUCGAGUUCAAGCACCCCAGUUCAGUAAAGUUUCUAUGGUGGUUCAGCUCACUGAACACUUGCAAGCUGCUGAUGUACUAACACGCUUCCUCAGCCAAGACAGUUCAGUGGCAGUAAAGCGAGAAGAUCUGUGUCUCUAUGAGAUCGGUGGCAACAUCAAGGAGAGAUGUCUAGAUGGGGAAACGUAUAUGAAAGACCUCUUCCAGUUGAACCCUAAUGCAGAGUGGGUCAUCAAAGCUGCACAGAGAUAAAUUCCUUCCUCCCAUCAUUCCCCACUGGCUGCUGGACUGGAUGCACCACAGUUUCCCACUUGGAAGAUGCAUCACCUGGUUCUCUGUGCUUUUUGCUGAUUCGGAAUACACCUGGACCUUUCAUUUUUAGUUUUUAACAUAGGUGGUGUAACAUGGUUUUACACAUUUGGUUGGGCCUGAACAUGGCAAUAUUCCAAUGGCGGUUUUAGAACUUAUGAAAAUUUGUGCAAAUGUGAUUCUUUUCAAGUUUUUUGCAUAAUCAGAAUUGCCAGAAAAGAAAAAAGGAAAAUUCCACGGUGUAUUCAAAAACAGCCUGGGAUUACAAACCACCCUGCCUCACGCUACUUACUGGCAUUUUGCACUUCAGGUACACUAAAUCUGAAGUACAGUACAGCUGUUUAGGUAAAAGAAAACCUUUCAUUUCUGUAGUUAGUCGGUCUCAGCAUUUGAGCCACAGUAUUGUGAUUUUAAUAUUCUGUGACAUUGUAAGUAUUGCAGUUAUAAACUGUGAUUUAUAACCACUAAUCAAUUUGUUUUACCUGUGGUAAUAAACUGAGAUAAUACAGUUUGGGGCAAUAUCAAAAUUUUAAUAAGUCAUGAAUCAUAAACAUCAAUUUUUCUUGGAAAAUUUUUUGAAUAUUGGCUUUUAUUUAUCUGUAGUUUUUAUUAAACACCCUAUGUUCGCAAUAUUGAAUGUCAUUGUAUAGAAGCACUUCACUAUAACGAGGUAAUGAGUGGGAGGGGUGAUGAAGUUCUAGUUGUACAUGAGGGAUGGGCCCUGUUAUGUAUCACACCUCAAGAUGGACUUAGCAGCACAUAUUGAUUAAAAUUUGUCCACUUUUGUGUUUUCAUCAAAGUGCCGCCACUGAUAGCUAACCAUGCUACACUAUGAUAACAUCACUGUUUUUAACUGUGGAUGUUUGAGUGUGUCAAGCUGUCAGACCAUCGUCAAAACUGCAAGACACCAGUGUACAAAUACACAAUUCCAGUUUUUUUUUUACUUACAUAAAGUAUAUAUAUUUGUCUGUGUGCAAGUUCAAAUGGAAAAAAAAUCAAGUCAGUUGCAUUACAAGUGUAUCAGGCAGACUUGCAUGAUCAUUUUGAACAAAUAAAUUGCUGGCUUAUAAAUGACCUAAUGAAAUGAUUCACUCUCAUGUGAUGGGUUCCUAAAGUAUUGGGACAGUAACACCUUUGGCUUUUGUUGUUUUAAUUUUUGGCUCUGUACUCUUUACAGUCUGGAUAUCAGUUGAUAUAGUACAUUGGCAAAAGUUGUAAUUAGCCAGGAAUAAAACAUCUCCAUUUUAUCAUUUAACACGUGGUAUGUGAGCUUCUCUUGGCUUUCAACAAAAGUCUUCUCUGACUACUACUCUGUGUGGCUUCCCAUUGUUUAAACAGGAUCAUAUUUGCCACCUCUGGGUCAAACACCACAGAUGUUUUCUCUUGUGGAAAGCUGCAGUGUGAAUAGGUCAAAACGUUUUGAACUGAGUCUGUCUAGCACUAUUGUACCUUGUUUACUUGAAUGUUGUUUUCCAAAUAAUGGUUUCUUUGUCUUACUGCAUUUGAAAUGACCACUCAAACAGCCUGUAAAUAAACGUUCAGAUAUUAA